AUGCCGAAAUGCACAUUUUUAAACAUUCGUAAAUUAAUUAUUAAAUUACACGAUGAAGGAAAAGUCUCCCGUGAAAUAUCAACAAUUUUGGCUAUCAGAAAAUCGACUGUUAACAAUAUUAUUAUUAAAUUUAAGACAACGGGUACUUUAGAAGCUAAACGCAAUCCUGGGCGACCAAGAAAAACAACUAAUCGUGUUGAUAGAGUAAUUAAAAGAAAGGCUAUCUCAGACGUAAAAAAGAAUGCUGCAAUCAAUGCACGCGAGUUACGCGAAGAAAAUUUGGCUGACAUUAGUCAAAGUACUGUGUCACGAAGGUUGACAGAAGUGGGACUUUUCAGACGCGUUUUUGUUAAAAUACCACUUAUCAGUAAGAAAAAUAAGAAGGACAGAUUGGAAUUCGCAAAAAGACAUCAGCACUGGACUAUUGAAGAUUGGAAAAAAGUGCUCUUUUUGGAUGAAACUAAAAUUAAUGUGUUUGGAAACGAUGGGAGGAGAUAUGUUCGACGACCAAAAGGUACUAGAUAUGAUUCAAGACAUCAAAUACACACUGUAAAACACGGUAAAAGUAGCAUUAUUCUAUGGGGUCCCUUUUCUUGGAAAGGCGUUAGCCCAAUCUUUAAAAUUGAAGACACAAUGGACUCUAUUAAAUAUAGAGAUAUCAUAUUAGAUGUAAUUCUGCCUUAUGCAUGUCAAAACGUGCCACGAGGAUGA
Messenger RNA from Polistes dominula (European paper wasp), 711 nucleotides. RefSeq lists its product as uncharacterized. Gene Ontology annotation, biological process: DNA integration; DNA transposition. The record is from RefSeq and is a predicted model, not a curated record. Gene Ontology annotation, molecular function: DNA binding. NCBI's taxonomy places the organism in Eukaryota, Metazoa, Arthropoda, Insecta, Hymenoptera, Vespidae.